UCUUUUUGUUCCAAUGUCAAAAAUCCUGGUUUUACUUAGCAAUUGAAAAAGACCUGUCUACAUCCUUACUCCCAGAUAGACAGGUGAUACUCAUGUGUAUGAAACUAGCCGCCUGCUGCCUCUUUGUAUGUCAUCAUAGUAAGAACUGCCUCCUUCCUCCUCACACACUGCUUUGAGAAUAUAAAAGGAGCUUGUUUUCCCUUCAGUAUCACCAUUUUGUAUAGCCACACAAAGAGAUUGGUUUGGUUUUUGUCUUUUUUGCCUUGUUUUUGUAUCAUCACAGCCAGAGCACCUGCAACUCACCAUGUCAGUGGGAAUGGAAAUUGGGGGCAUUGCCCUCAGUUUACUGGGCUGGAACAUGUCUAUUAUAAGCUGCGCUCUGCCAGUGUGGAAGGUCACAGCUUUUAUUGGAGCUAACAUUGUCACAACACAAAUCAUCUGGGAAGGCAUCUGGAUGACCUGUGUGGUUCAGCGCACUGGACAGAUGCAGUGUAAAAUGUAUGACUCUAUGCUGGUCCCUUCUCAAGACCUUCAGGUGGCCCGAGCUAUGUGCAUAAUCUCCAUCAUUCUGGGUGUUCUGGCUUUAAUGAUCUCUAUCAUGGGUGCAAAGUGUACCAACUGCAUUGAGGAUGAAGCAUCCAAGGCAAAGGUUAUGAUUGUCUCUGGCAUCUGUUUCAUCAUCUCUGGCUUCCUGACACUUAUCCCGGUGUCCUGGACCUUCAGCACCAUUGUUCAGGAUUUCAACAACCCGUUAGUGGCAUCCAGUCACCGCAUGGAGUUGGGAGCAUCGCUGUACAUAGGCUUUGGAGCUGCUACCCUUAUGAUCUUCGGAGGAGAGUUGCUAUGCUGCACCACUCCACCACAUGAGGCCAGGUACAAGCCAGCCAAAAAAGCCUAUACUGCUCCUCACUCCACUAGUGCCUAUGGGAAGGACUAUGUGUGAAAUUCUUUAAAAGACAGGUACAGAUUUAAUGAAGGAAGACAAAGAAUUUUCUAAGUAGACUCCAAGAUGAAGGGCUCUGUUAUGCUGUUCAUAUUUGCUUUGUGUUCUGUUUGCUCUGUGUGUUUGGAGUUGCUUUUAAGACUUUACCUGCUGAAUGAGACUUUGCAACAUGAAUUGGUGGUUUGAAUGGCUAUAGUUACAUUUUUAUACAUGUUUUGGUCUUUUGCUUGUUAGUAUAUGUUAUUAUAUGCUUCACUAGGAAUGACGCAUCAUAUAUUUUAUCCAUUUAUUUUUAAAUUUAAGGUUAAUGAAC
Tachysurus fulvidraco (yellow catfish) is the source of this 1256-nucleotide messenger RNA. RefSeq names its product claudin-4-like. The coding region runs from base 305 to 943 and encodes 212 amino acids. The transcript has a single exon. The record is from RefSeq and is a predicted model, not a curated record. NCBI's taxonomy places the organism in Eukaryota, Metazoa, Chordata, Actinopteri, Siluriformes, Bagridae. Gene Ontology annotation, cellular component: plasma membrane; bicellular tight junction. Gene Ontology annotation, molecular function: structural molecule activity. Gene Ontology annotation, biological process: bicellular tight junction assembly; cell adhesion.